Mytilus trossulus (common blue mussel) is the source of this 5191-nucleotide messenger RNA. Its product is annotated as neprilysin-4-like. NCBI's taxonomy places the organism in Eukaryota, Metazoa, Mollusca, Bivalvia, Mytilida, Mytilidae. The transcript is spliced from 24 exons. Gene Ontology annotation, molecular function: metalloendopeptidase activity. Gene Ontology annotation, cellular component: plasma membrane. Gene Ontology annotation, biological process: protein processing. The coding region runs from base 242 to 2575 and encodes 777 amino acids. The record is from RefSeq and is a predicted model, not a curated record.
CAUAUGCUAUUACGUUACUGUACGUACCUGUCGUUAAUCAGAGGCACUCGUCAUAUUAUGGACAUGUGGUAAUUGGCUUUAUCAUUGGUCAGCCAAUUAGGAUCUAUCUUAAAACCGAUACAUUUGUUUUUUAUGCGCAAAACAAUUUAAGAAAAUGGAUUAUACAAAUUUUAUUAUUGGAAGGAAUUCAUAACUUUUUUUUGCAACUCAGGUUUAAAGCAACAUAAAGGUCAGCAUUGAAAUGGAUUCAAAUGGUAAAGGGAAGUAUUACAUUCCAGAGGACGGGGCAGCACAGGUGAAAUUUUCCAGGUCAAAACGAGAAGCCAGUAAACUUUGGUGUAAAGAGCGAACUGUCCUAGAGAGGAUAUUAUUUUGUGUAGUACUACUAUGUAUAGGAAUCAUUGGUAUUUUAUUAGUUCUACAUGCCAUUUCAUUACAGGAAAGACGGGUUGACGAAAAUCAGUUUUCCAUGAAUUUAUCUAGUCAAGACAAAAGUGAUAAAGAACAAGAAAAAAACGCAAAGAUAUGCAUGACAAGAGAUUGUGUGAAAGCAGCUGCACGAAUAUUACAAGGAAUGAACCCGUCAGCCAAUCCUUGUGAUGAUUUUUAUGAAUAUGCAUGUGGUAAUUGGAACAAAGUCAACAUCAUUCCCGAUGACAGGUCAAGCUAUAAUACGUUUGCUAAACUUUUAGAUGACCUCCAAGUUAUAGUGAAAGGACUUUUAGAGAGACCUGCAUUAUCAUCUGAAUGUGAAGCAGUUAAAAAGGCAAAGUAUUUAUACCACUCAUGUAUAAAUGAGACACUAAUUGACGAAAGGGGUAUUGAUCCAGCUUAUGACCUAUUAGAAGAGCUAGGUGGUUGGCCUGUAACGGAAAGAGAAGCCACGUGGUCAGAAGAAAAUUUUAAUCUUAUUGAUUUGAUGGUGAAGCUGAGAUUUUAUAAUAAUAAAAUUUUGGUAGACCAAUGGGUCAGUGCAGACGAUAAAAACUCAGAAGUCAAUGUAAUUCAGAUUGAUCAACCUGAUUUAGGAAUGCCCUCUCGGGAAUAUUACUUGAAAGGCUUAGACGAUCCUAUUGUCCAAAUGUAUCACCGAUUUGCUGUAAAUGUAGCGGUGAUGUUAGGUGCAAAUAAAACAGCGGCAGAAAUGGAAAUGAGGGAUAUGGUUCAACUUGAGGUCGAAUUAGCAAAUGUAACAGUUCCACAAGACAAAAGGCGAGACAGUGAACUGCUAUACAACAAAAUGAAUAUAAGUACAUUGCAACAAACUGUCCCUCGGUUUGAUUGGUUGAGAUACCUACAAGAAGUGUUUAAACCUGUCAACAAAACUAUAACCUCAGCAGAAGAAGUUGUCGUUUACGCACCAACAUAUUUGUCAGAUAUGGUAGACAUUGUCGACAAGGCCAGUAGCAGGACAUUAACAAAUUAUUUAAUAUGGCGGAUAAUGAUGUAUAGAAUAACUAAUCUACCAGCAAUGUAUAGAAAUGUUCAAAAGGAAUACCAAAAGACUAUGUAUGGUUCGGAACAAGAACUUUCGAGAUGGAGGGACUGUGUUAGUUAUGUAAACGACAAUAUUGGAAAUGCUGUUGGAAGAAUGUUUGUUGAUGAAUAUUUUGAUGAAGACGCUAAAGAAAUCGCAUUAGAUAUGAUUCAUGGCAUAAGAGCUGCUUUUGGUGAACUGCUGGAGGAAGCCGAGUGGAUGGAUGAUCCAACAAGAAAAGUAGCAAAGGAAAAGUCUGACGCCAUUGCUGAAAAGAUAGGAUAUCCAUCUUAUAUCGUAAACGAUACUGAAUUAGACGAUGCCUACAAAACAGUCACAUUUCAUCCAAACACCUAUUUCGAAAAUGUGUUGGCGAAUCUAAAAAGUGUGGCUAUCAACAAUUUAGAAAUUUUAAGAGAACCAGUCGAUAGAACAAGGUGGUCAACAACCCCAGUUGUUGUUAACGCAUUUUACAGCUCAACCAAGAACCAGAUAAUGUUCCCAGCAGGAAUAUUGCAGCCACCAUUUUAUGGAAAAGGAUAUCCAAAAUCACUAAAUUACGGCGGUAUUGGAAUGGUAAUUGGUCACGAGAUAACACAUGGAUUUGAUGACAGAGGGAGACAGUUUGAUAAAAACGGUAACCUUCAGCAAUGGUGGGACAAUGAUGUUAUCACAAGAUUUAAACACCAGGCACAGUGUAUUAUUGAUCAGUACAGUAAUUUCACACUGAAAGAUGUUGACAUGAAUCUGAAUGGUUUACAGACGCAAGGAGAAAACAUUGCAGAUAAUGGUGGAUUAAAGCAAGCUUAUAGAGCAUAUACAAACUGGUUAAAGACACUGCCAGAAGAUAAUCAUCAACCUCGCCUUCCCGGGUUAUCGGAAUUAAGUGAUCAUCAUUUGUUUUUCCUAAAUUUUGCACAGGUAUGGUGUGGGACAAUGAGACCUGAAGCAUCAGUGAACCGGAUAAGAACUGGAUUACACAGUCCGGGCAGAUUCAGGGUCAUUGGUACACUACAAAACUCAAAGGAAUUUUCAGAGAUUUUCAGCUGUCCAAAUAAUUCAUAUAUGAAUCCAUCGAAGAAAUGUCAUAUUUGGUAAUUGGUAAAAUAAUGAAGCAUGCAUAAUUAAGAAGCUCGGAGUUUCAAAUUAUGAAUAUGUGAUGAACCAAUAUACGCCAUGAGUAACAAUGAGAUUUAGAAGAAUUCAUAUUGGAAUUUUUCGGUCUGAGAAGUAACGGAAAUGACACAAAGGUCGUGUGGUUUUCCUAUAGGGGAGUUAUGUGUGCCUGAGUGGACACUUUGUGUAAAUAUUAAGAUAAUACAAGAAUCUAUAUGUCAUUACAUUAUUUGUUCUUAUACCAGAUUGACAUACUAAUAUGACUAUGGUGGAUCGUAAUUACAUGUGGUUCAUUGAAUAAUACAUGUGAUACAUUAUUUUGAAAAUUACUUUCCAAGGAGAAGUGUACAUCAAAACUUAAAAUAUAGAUAAUUGACAAUGUAAGGUGUUUUGCUUACAAGAUGCCAACCUUUAAAUAUAGAUAAUGAACUAUGUAAGAUGUUAUAUGUACGAGAUGUCAACACUAUGUUGUAUUUUUUAAUUAAAUGUCUAAUUUCAUUAUAAAUUUGAAUAUAAAUCAUUGUACUGUCAUACUGAUAGCACACAAGUUUGGUUUUUUUUGUAUAAAAUUUGUUUUGUAUGUCUGUAUUGCAUUAAUUCUUGUUCUAUGACCAAUUCGCGGUUUCAGAAUCUAAUGCAUUCUGGGUAAUAUUUUCAAAAGUGUACACCAAAACGUCGGUAUUUGUUGAAAUGUCAUAAACAAUGUAUAUUCAACCAAUGACGUGACGUUAUUUUCAUUUCGGGUAACGAACAAUGAAACUACCCAUGAUUCUUUAGAUUCUGAAACGGCCAAUUUCAAUCAUAUCAUCAUUUUUCUAUUCACCCCGCUGUACAUUAAUCUGAUGGAUUAGAGUUUGUUUCUAUUAUCAUAUCUUUAUAAUUACUGGUAGAUAUAUCUCAGGUUUUUCAAUGAGUGUUAUACAUUUUAUUAUAUACUGUAGACAUGAGAAUGGUAAAAUUAUGAUUGUGAAAGUUGUUUUAUAAAUAACUUCCUAACAAACUUAAAAUACGGUAACCUUUAUUUGUUAAUUUCUGUGUCAUUUGGUCUCUAGUGCUAGUUCUAUCAUCGGCAACCAUACCUGUCCACAUCUUCUUUUUUGUAGUAUUUGAUGAAAAUUGAAUUAGUUAUAACUAUGAUUCUGUUUACUUCCUCGUUAACAAUCUAGUUUCAUCGUGUUAACACAGAAUUGAUUGAUAAUUAGUGGUAAAUAACAGAAUUAUUUAAAUCAUGCGAACACAAAAAUGGAUGUUGUUGUUCAUCGAGUUGUGAACAAAGUAAUUUUUCGCGUAUAUAAACCUAGACCCUAGAAAUAUAAUUUUAACUUUCCAUUUAUACGUUAAGUGUGCAUUUCACUAAGUGGGGACUAAUUUUUGUUGGAUAGCAAUUUAUAACAUUUAUUUACAAAGAAUUAUUAUUUUGUGACUAAGACCUUCUUUACUCUUUAUAUGGAUUUUAAAAUGUGUUUGCAUAUAUACCUGUUUACUAAAGAACAGUCACGUAGUACUUUCGACAUUGAAGGUAAGAUUUUGUUUCAAUACUUUUUUUAUUAUUUUUGUACAUUGAGUAAGUAAUCCCCAAACAAAGUUAUGACAUGUGUAUAUAAACUCAUUGUAGAUACCAGGAUUAAAAGUUUAUUUAUACGCCAGACGUGCAUUUCGUCUACAAAAGACUCAUCAGUGACGCUCGAAUCAAAUCAUGUAUAAAAGACCAUAUAAAGUACGAAGUUGAAGAGCGUUGAGGACCAAAAAUUGCUACAAGUUUUUCCAAAUACGGUUAAGGUAAUUUAUUUCUGUUCAUUUCAAACUUUUUUCCGCAUAAGAAUCUUCUAUCCAUCUUGUACACACUCUUUUCAUGUGGUCGAAUAGUAAUUUACUAAAGCCGUAUGCAAAAUUAUUAAGUACAAAGUUAACGAUUUUACUUUUUAAAUUGAUGUGAUUAAUGAUACUUUAUGAUUAAAAAUAAAAAUUGAUCAUGUAUAUAGUACUCUUGUACCAUAAAAUGCUACAUUAAAUCUGUAUUUAAGGAUUAUUGUGUCAUUCCACUUUUCCGAAUUUCUGGGGAUAUGACAAGCAGUUUGUGUUAAAAAAUAAUAAUAAUUUAAAGCGUAUUUUUUUCGAUAGCAUAUACCAUAUAGUAUAACGUCUUGUCGACAUAUUGAGAAAUAAAAAAGCCAGGUAAGAAUUAAAAGUGGCGGAAGAAAACAAAUACAAAUUUAAACAAAAUCAAAUCUCUUUCCACUUUUUCUAAAAGUUAAAAGAAAAGAAUCCGUGUGAAGAAAGGUUCAAAUAGAACUGGAAAUGAAAUCUUAACUACAGAAGAAUCUAGUUAUCUCCCUUAUAUUUAUGUUAACAACAUGUUGCAAUCAGCGUAAACUAAGUUAUUAAUUGACACCAAAAUUGACAUUUAAACCGGAACUGGCUGGUUUUCUAUCGACACUUGUGCAUUUAAGGUGGUAAAACCUUCAUUUAUCAGAGAACAUUUUUUGUAUUGUAUUGUAUUUCGUUUGUACAUACUUAAAUGCAUUUUCAUAAUUAUGUAUUUAAUUAUUUUUUUCUAGAUACCCUUUCAUAUAUUGACACCAAUAAAAAUUUCAACUA